AUGACCGUACAUUCUGUACUAUGGCAUUAUACAGCAGAUAUGAAAUUAAUUAACAGAUGGACUACUUAUUCAUUUCGUUUUCCAAAUAUGUGUGAUUCUGAUUUAUACAAAACAUUUAAUAUUAGUGCUAAUCUCUUUCAAAAGUCAACGAAACCUCGUCAUCGUUCAAAUAAUUGGUAUGUUUAUAUAGGGAAGCAAUUACCGAAAUAUAUUGGACGAUAUUUAUCUAUUGAAACAAUUGUUCAAGUUGAAUAUCCUCCCAUAAUAAGGCUAUUUGUCAAUCAAGAUGAACAACGAAUGGAUAUUUAUUUUUAUUUCAAAUCCAUCAGUACAAAAAUUACAAUUACUUUCGAACCACCAACUUUUAAAUAA
Molecule: messenger RNA, 372 nt
Organism: Rotaria sp. Silwood1
Lineage: Eukaryota; Metazoa; Rotifera; Eurotatoria; Philodinida; Philodinidae
Source: the annotation of a GenBank genome assembly